AUGGUUUCAAAUACUACAUCUGGAAAUGUUUGCUCGGCGCCGAUGAAAUCGACGUCUAACGGUGUAUUUCAGGGAGAUAAUCCUCUUGAUUAUGCACUUCCCUUGGCUAUUUUACAGAUAUGCAUUGUUCUUCUCGUUACAAGGGGACUCGCUUAUCUUCUUAAGCCUUUAAGGCAACCGCGAGUUAUUGCAGAGAUUAUUGGAGGGAUACUACUUGGGCCAUCAGCACUUGGACGGAAUAAAAGCUAUCUGCAUGCGGUUUUCCCACCAAAGAGUCUUCCGGUAUUAGAUACUCUAGCAAACCUUGGCCUUAUAUUCUUUCUUUUUUUAGCAGGCAUAGAGUUAGAUCCUAAAUCUCUCCGGAAAACUGGAGGUCGAGUCCUUGCAAUUGCUGUGGCUGGAAUAAGCUUGCCUUUUGCACUAGGAGUUGGUUCAUCAUUUGUUCUGCGAGCGACAGUUGCCAAAGGUGUAAAUACUUCGGCGUUUCUUGUAUUUAUGGGUGUUGCUCUCUCUAUUACUGCAUUUCCUGUACUAGCUCGUAUUUUGGCUGAGUUAAAACUUCUAACCACUAGUGUCGGAAGAAUGGCUAUGUCGGCUGCAGCAAUUAAUGACGUAGCAGCCUGGAUUCUUCUUGCUCUGGCUGUUGCCUUAUCAGGCAGUAGCCAAUCUCCAUUUGUGCCGUUGUGGGUUUUCUUAUGUGGAUGUGUUUUUGUCAUUUGUUCUGUCCUCAUCGCCCUUCCAAUUUUCAAAUGGAUGGCCAAACAAUGCCAUGAAGGUGAGCCGGUUGAUGAGUUAUACAUAUGUGCUACAUUAGCCGCUGUUCUGGCUGCUGGGUUUGUCACAGAUGCUAUUGGAAUUCAUGCCAUGUUUGGCGCGUUUGUUUUUGGAAUUUUAGUUCCAAAAGAUGGACCUUUUGCCGGUGCUCUUGUGGAGAAAAUAGAGGAUCUUGUGUCUGGUCUAUUACUCCCACUCUAUUUUGUGUCAAGUGGAUUGAAGACUAACAUAGCCACCAUUCAGGGGCUGCAAUCAUGGGGUCUUCUAGUUUUCGUUACAUUCACGGCUUGUUUUGGGAAGAUCGUUGGGACUAUUAUUGCUUCUCUUUUAUGUAAAGUACCUUUUAACGAGGCUUUAGUUCUUGGGUUCUUGAUGAACAGUAAAGGCUUGGUUGAAUUAAUUGUCCUCAACAUUGGUAAAGAUAGAAAGGUUUUGAAUGAUCAGACUUUCGCCAUUAUGGUUCUCAUGGCUCUCAUCACUACCUUCAUGACCACUCCUCUUGUGAUGGCUGCUUAUAAGAGGAAGGCAAGAAAGUCUGAUUACAAAUACAGAACAAUUGAAAGGAAAAAUGCAGAAAGCCAACUGAGGAUUCUUGCCUGUUUCCAUGGCUCAAGGAAUAUUCCGUCUGUGAUAAAUUUGAUCGAGACUUCAAGAGGAAUCAAGAAGCAUGACGCUCUUUGCGUGUAUGCAAUGCACCUUAAAGAAUUUUCCGAGAGGUCCUCAUCGAUACUAAUGGUACAAAAGGCAAGAGAAAACGGGUUGCCAUUUUGGAACGACGGUCACCACGGAGAUUCUGUCCAUGUAACUGUGGCGUUCGAGGCUUACCAUAAACUAAGCCAAGUGCGUGUCCGGCCAAUGGUAGCAAUUUCAUCAAUGGCAAACAUUCAUGAAGACAUUUGUGCUACUGCUGAUAGAAAGAGAGCAGCAGUCAUCAUUCUCCCAUUUCAUAAGCAACUAAGCUUAGAGGGUUCCCUUGACAUUAUAAGAAAUGAUUUUCGAUAUGUUAACAAAAGGGUACUCGAGCGUGCACCGUGCUCAGUUGGAAUCUUUGUUGAUCGCGGGCUUGGUGGUUCAUGUCAUGUUUCUGCAAGUAAUGUUUCGUAUUGCAUUACUGUGCUUUUCUUUGGUGGUGGUGAUGACCGCGAAGCUCUUGCUUAUGGAGCCCGUAUGGCUGAGCAUCCUGGCAUAAGAUUAGUGGUUAUUCGCUUCUUAGUGGAACCUAAUAUUGUAGGAGAGAUUACGAGAGUUGAUGUUGGAGAAUCUUCGAGCACUAAUUCAAACUCAGUUGACCAGGAGUUCCUUGAGGAAUUUAAGCUGAAAACAGCCAGUGAUGACUCCGUUACCUAUGAAGAAAAAAUAGUAAAAGAUGCUGCAGAAACAGUUGCUACUAUCCGUGAGGUUAAUUACUGCAACCUAUUUCUGGUCGGUAUAAGGCCAGCCAGUGAAUUGGCCUGUGCUCUGGAAAGAAGUGAGUGCCCGGAACUAGGACCUGUUGGGGGCUUGUUGGCAUCACAAGAUUUCCCUACAACAGCAUCAGUUUUGGUAAUGCAACAGUAUCACAAUGGGAUGCCAACAAAUUUUGGCCCAGAAAUGGAAGAACAUUCACCUGAUGGAGGCACAGAAUCUGCAUAG
Molecule: messenger RNA, 2406 nt
Organism: Lathyrus sativus (Indian pea)
Lineage: Eukaryota; Viridiplantae; Streptophyta; Magnoliopsida; Fabales; Fabaceae
Source: the annotation of a GenBank genome assembly